AUGUCCGUUAGCUAUAGCCUCGACUUGGAGAUCGACCAAACGCUAGUUGUAUCGUGUCCGGUGACCAUCGGGUCUAUUCCAUUGUUAGGAGAGUUAUUGAACCAUACAAAGGCUAGAAAUGGUAAAAGUAACCUCCGCGAUUCUCCUCCAAAGAAGGACUCCCCAACCACCGACAGUUGUGUACAGGUAACGAUUACUGACGAAUCAGGUCAGACCAUUUGUGGUGAGCAAAUGAGUGAGGAAAUUGACGCACUGAUGUCCUCGCGGAAGCGAGUUCGCAUGCCAAGUUCAAUUCUUUCUGAACUCUAUCCCUCCAUGCCCAGUCCUUACUACAGGGAGUCAUGUUUUGGUCCUGUCGAUAUAUCGGAUGAAAGGGAAUGCGCGCAGUUCGGUGAAAAAAUGUUCGCUCCGAAGUAUCCAUUCUAUACUGAUUGA
Cooperia oncophora is the source of this 435-nucleotide messenger RNA. The record is from the annotation of a GenBank genome assembly. NCBI's taxonomy places the organism in Eukaryota, Metazoa, Nematoda, Chromadorea, Rhabditida, Trichostrongylidae.